Molecule: messenger RNA, 342 nt
Organism: Rangifer tarandus platyrhynchus (Svalbard reindeer)
Lineage: Eukaryota; Metazoa; Chordata; Mammalia; Artiodactyla; Cervidae
Source: the annotation of a GenBank genome assembly
AUGGCACUUUUGUUCCUCUUGUGUGUGCACACCACCACCCCGGAAAACAACAGCCAGAGUUGUUUGGGGGUGGAGAAGGAAUGCUGGAAGCCCCCAAGGGGCCUCCCUAUCCCGGAGCAGGCAGACGGUCUCACCAGCCCCGUAGACAGCCCGCGGCCGAGGCGGGCUAACGCGCGCAGAGCUCGGAGCUUCGCCGACGGAAACGCGCGAGAAGCGUCCCAGAGCAUCCAGCGCGGCCUGUCUCCCGAGCCCCACCGAGACGACAGCUCAUCUCGCGAGAGCACGGGCAGCGCCCGGCGGCGGCGGCGGUGGCGGACGGCGGGCGGCGGCAGAGCGCUCUAG